AUGAUCAAGUCGCUGGUUUAUUACGGGAACACCCAUGUUGGGGAGGUGGAGGUGUGGCCCAAGGGCCAGACGGACCUGGCGUGGGCGCGCGAGAUCCGGGUGGACCGGCUGUCCCCGGCCAGCGAGCGGUGCCCGCCGCUCGCCGUGCUGCACGUCGUCGCGGCCGGCGCCCGAUGCCUCGUGAUGGAGUCGAAGUCCACUGCCACGGCUCACGAGCCCCCGCCGCCGCUCGUCACCAUGCACACCACUUGUCUCAAGGAUAACAAGACGGCUGUUUUUCCACUUGGAGCAGAAGAGAUACACUUAGUGGCGAUGACUUCUAAGAGAAACAUGCCAAAUGGUGCAUGUUUUUGGGGCUUUAAAGUGCCAUUGGGCUUGUAUAAUUCUUGCCUGAGUAUGCUGAAUCUUCGAUGCCUUGGUAUUGUGUUUGACCUUGAUGAAACAUUAAUUGUUGCCAAUACCACGCGAUCUUUUGAAGACAGGAUAGAUGCUAUUCAGAGAAAAUUGAAUAAUGAGACUGAUCCGCAGCGCAUUAGUGGUAUGUUGGCGGAGAUCAAGAGGUACCAAGAAGACAAGUCUAUCCUAAAACAGUAUAUAGAAAGUGAUCAGGUUACUGAUGGAGGAGAAUUGUACAAAGUACAAUCAGAGGUCAUUCCACCCUUAGCUGAUAAUCAUCAACAACCUAUGACACGCCCGAUUAUAAGGUUGCACGAGAAAAAUAUUAUCUUGACACGUAUAAAUCCAUCAAUAAGAGAUACUAGUGUUCUGGUGCGGUUAAGACCUGCAUGGGACGACCUUCGGAGCUACUUAAUUGCAAGAGGUCGCAAACGUUUUGAGGUUUAUGUGUGCACAAUGGCUGAGAGGGACUACGCUUUGGAAAUGUGGAGGUUGCUUGAUCCAGAUUCAAGAUUGAUAAACUCCGUUCAACUUCUUGACAGACUUGUAUGUGUCAAAUCUGGGUCAAGAAAAUCUUUGCUAAAUGUGUUCCAUGAUGGAUCUUGUCACCCUGGAAUGGCCCUUGUCAUUGACGACCGUUUGAAAGUUUGGGAUGAGAGGGACCAACAUAGAGUUCACGUUGUUCCUGCAUUUGCUCCAUAUUACGCUCCCCAGGCAGAGGCAAACUUCCCUAUUCCAGUUCUAUGCGUCGCACGGAAUGUUGCUUGCAAUGUUAGGGGUGGUUUCUUCAAAGAAUUUGAUGAGGGUAUCAUUCCAAGGAUUACUGAAGUUUGUUAUGAGGACGAAUUGGAUGACAUUCCUUCUGCUCCUGAUGUUAGCAAUUAUUUUAUUUCAGAGGACGAGAAUGCUGCUGUUUCAAAUGUAAACAAAAGCCCACUAGCUUUUGAUGGUAUGGCAGGUGCAGAGGUUGAGAAGAGAAUGAAGGAAGCUUCUUCCAGCUUUCAAUCUGCGAAUCCAAUAACAAAUAAUGUCGAUCUGGUGUCAGUAGCCGCUAACCAACACUUUGUUACACCUAUAUCCUCAUCUACUCCAGUAGCACCACCACUGGGUAUGCCUUUGAAUAAUGAUCUGGAUCCUCAGCCUCCUUCACUAAGAUGGCAUGUUGCUCAAUCUGGCCAUGUGGAUCCUUCCCAAGGUUCUCCGGCUAGAGAAGAGGGUGAAGUUCCUGAGUCUGAAUUGGAUCCUGACACUCGGAGAAGGCUUCUCAUAUUACAACAUGGUCAAGACACAAGAGAUCCUGCACUGCCGUUUCCUGCUGGACCUCCUUCACAAGUCUCAGUACCUCCUGUGCAAUCUCAUGGAAAUUGGGUUUGCUUAGAGGAUGAGAUGAACCCUAGGAACCUGAACAAGGUUUCAACAGAAUUUAAUUUCGAAUCUGAUUCUGUACAGUAUGAUAAGAAGCAAUUGCAGCAUACAUCAUACAUCCCUAUCGGGGAUAAUCCUAUGUCUUAUGAUAGAUACAAUUAUCAGAAUCAGAGAUAUCCUUCUCAGCCACCUCAAAGUGAAGAUCAUCAUACACUUCAUAACCAUGCACCUACAGCUUAUCGAUCCUUUUCUGGGCAAAGAAGCAGCCAUAUGGAAUCGGGACGACAUUUUGCACGAUAUGGAGGAAUUCCAGGUGUAUUAGAGGAAAUUGCGUUGAAGUGUGGAUUUAAGGUGGAGUACCAAUCAACUUUAUGUGAUACGGCAGAGUUGCAAUUCUCCGUUGAGGUUUUGAUUUUUGGAGAAAAAGUAGGUGAAGGAGUUGGAAAAACAAGGAAAGAAGCACAGUGUCGAGCUGCAGAUACAUCCUUAAGAAAUCUGGCAGACAAAUUUCUAUCAUGGGACCCAGAUAAGGUGACAUUUCUGAAGGAGAAUGACUUUAAUAGACAUCCCAAGUCAAACAGAUAUCCAGGAAGUAAUAUAUAUGACACAUUACCAGUUGCAAGCACUUCAGAUGAGUCUAGAUAUAUGAAUGACAGAAUUGAUACUUUAAGAAAACCUGGUGCUUCUUUUGCUGCUCUUAAGGAGCUUUGUACGGUUGAAGGGUAUAAUUUAGAUUUCCAUGCUCAGCCAUCUGUGGAUGGUUCAGUAGGUAAAGAAAUUCGUGCUCAGGUAGAAAUAGGAGGAAAAGUCCUUGGUAAAGGAAUUGGAGCAACAUGGGAGGAAGCUAAGCUGCAGGCUGCUGAUGAGGCAUAUGGAACGUUGAAAUCCAUGCUCGGUCAACAUGUUCCGAGGCAAUCUGCAUCUCCAAGGUUAAUGGCGCCGAAUUUUAAUAAGCGCUUCAAGCCAGAUUUCUCCCAGGCACUACAAAGGAUUCCUUCAGGCAGAUAUUCUAGAAAUGACAGUCGUUUUCCUUGA
Messenger RNA from Miscanthus lutarioriparius, 2796 nucleotides. The record is from the annotation of a GenBank genome assembly. NCBI's taxonomy places the organism in Eukaryota, Viridiplantae, Streptophyta, Magnoliopsida, Poales, Poaceae.